AUGACACAAACCUGGAAGUGCGACCAGUGCGGUCUUCCCGGCGUCCGUUUAUCCACAAGCCAAGACUCCAAUGAUUCCAGUCGGGCAUACUACAAGUGCAUCCCAUGCAACCGCUCCUUAGGCCCUUGCCCUUGCACUACACCUGGAGCCAGGACAACCUCGACGUGCCCUUGUGGCGAACGCGGUGAUGCCGAUUCACCAGGUCUUGACGUCCCUCGCGGUGUCUCCAUGCUUCCUAUUGAGAAUCUUCACAACCCUGACUCGGGCUUCGAUGAAGAUUGGGAGUCAAAUUGCAAGCCAGGCUAUAUGGUUUCAAGAUUCAAGGCUGCUGGCCAUGAGUUGCUUUGGGCGUGA
Molecule: messenger RNA, 354 nt
Organism: Penicillium longicatenatum
Lineage: Eukaryota; Fungi; Ascomycota; Eurotiomycetes; Eurotiales; Aspergillaceae
Exons: 1
Coding region: 1-354 (117 amino acids)
Source: RefSeq, a predicted model, not a curated record